Messenger RNA from Clonostachys byssicola, 7158 nucleotides. Lineage: Eukaryota; Fungi; Ascomycota; Sordariomycetes; Hypocreales; Bionectriaceae. The record is from the annotation of a GenBank genome assembly.
AUGGACCUUGGCGCUUGUUCCUCUUCAUCCGUGGCAGCCGAUGAUCAUAACGCGCUAUCGCCCGAAAGCCUCUCCAAAGUGAAUAGUCAUGAAUACACAACCCCAAGAUCCUCUGAGGCCAGAGACGAAGAUCCAGUAUGUGUAGUAGGGAUGGCUUGCCGACUGCCAGGAGGCAUCAAGUCCCCUUCGGAUCUCUGGAAGUUUCUCGUUGAGAAGAAAUCAGCUCAGGGAAAGAUCCCCGCCACCAGGUUCAAUGCCUCAGGAUAUCAUUCCCAAUCCGGUGAUCGUGCUGGUGUCAUGAAUGUCGAUGGCGGAUACUUUAUCGACGAGGACCUCCGCGCAUUUGAUAAUGCGUUCUUUGGCAUCAACAAUUUAGAGGCCACAUACAUGGACCCCCAGCAGCGAAAACUACUAGAGGUCGUUUUCGAGUGCUUCGAGAGUGCAGGCGUGUCCAUGGAUGAUGUCUCAAAUUCCAAUACGGGCGUAUACGUUGCCAGCUUUACGCAUGACUACUUUUUAAUGCAAAUGCGCGAUCCAGAUUACUUACAUCGGUACCAUGGUACAGGAUCUGGAACGACCUUGCUAGCCAAUCGGAUCAGUCAUGUCUUCAAUCUUCAUGGCCCCAGCUUCACAAUCGAUACUGCUUGCUCAUCAUCCAUUCAUUGUUUACAUGCCGCUGUAUCGGCAUUGAAGGCAGGCGAAUGCGAUGGUGCUGUUGUUGCCGGUAUCAAUCUUUUACUUACGCCCGAGCCCUUUGUGGCAGCGAUGAAGACGGGUGUCCUGUCGUCUACUGCAACCUGUCAGACAUUUGAUCGUAAUGCUGACGGGUACGGACGAGCAGAGGGCGUUGAUGCCGUCUAUCUCAAGCGUUUAUCCGCGGCGAUCAGAGACGGGGAUGAGAUACAUGCUGUCAUUCGUGGGACUGCUGUCAACUCCAACGGACGCACACCCGGUGUCACUCUACCCAGCGCAGAUUAUCAGGAAGCGGUGAUUCAGAAAGCAUAUAAGAGCGCCGGAAUAAGCCCUUCGGACACUGAUUAUAUCGAAUGCCAUGGAACAGGGACUGCUGUCGGUGAUCCCAUUGAAGUUGAGGCUCUCUCACGCUUCUUCUCCUCGCCAGAUCGCCCCCUCCUAAUGAUUGGCUCGGUCAAAUCCAAUCUCGGCCACAGUGAAGCCACAAGUGGUCUCACUUCUUUACUCAAAGUUGUUCUUGCUUUUCAACAUGACAGAAUCCCACCAAUGAUAGCCCCGAAGAGCCUAAACCCCAAACUGAGACUUGAUGACUACCGGAUGAAAAUUCUCACUGAAACUGAGAAGUGGCCCAGGGACAUUCUUCUUGAGUCUCUUGACAGCUUUUUAUGGCGUGCUGGCGCGUUUCAAGACGAAAAACUUGGUGAGGAAGGGGAGAAUAUCACGGUGACUCUCCCAGUAUCGGCUGUAUCUCAGGAGUCAUUAUCUUUGCGCACUAAACAGAUCAUGAGCCUGGCCCAGAAAUCUGAUGCUCAGACUCUCAUGCGAAUGGCCUUUACAUUAGGCCUGCGUACACCUCACCUGGAUAGAAGGAACUCGAUCGUGGCAAGAGUAACCCCCCGCGAGCUACAGUCCGAAUCUGAAAUCGCGUCGGCAUCUCAGGUUACCAUUGGAGCCGGACAGCGGUCCCUACCCCUUGUCUUCGUUUUCACUGGUCAGGGUGCACAAUAUGCUAAUAUGGCGCGUGAGGUUCUUCAAGAGUCCCAAUAUUUCCGAGAGGAGAUUCAGAGGAUGGACCAAGUUCUGCAAGCGUUGCCGUCGCCGUACAAACCAUCCUGGACACUGGUUGAUAUUAUCAACCAGCCCCCCGAGACGGCCCAGGUUCAUCAACCUACUUGCAGCCAAGCACUGUGCACUGCGAUCCAGAUUGCCAUGGUACAGCUAUUGAGAGCUUGGAAUUUGCAACCUUCAGCAGUUAUUGGGCACUCGUCGGGAGAAAUUGCUGCCGCUUUUACUGCCGGCCUCCUGAGUGAGUCCGAGGCCAUGCUUGUUGCUUACCUUCGAGGCUACGCUGUCGAGCAGGUGCAGACCGAUGGCGGCAUGAUAGCCACAGCCUUGGACGCCGCAAGUGCCGAGACCCUUAUCAAACAGCUCAGUCUCGCAGAGCAGCUUUGUGUGGCGUGUUAUAACUCGCCUAAUAAUGUUACCAUUAGCGGCUCAACGGAAGCCAUUGACACUCUUUCUCGGGAGCUGGUGGCAACGAAUACAUUCCACCGCGUUCUGGAAACCGGAGGGAGGGCCUAUCAUUCAUCGGCGGUGGCACAAGUUGGAAGACUCUACGAGAGGUUAUUGUUGGAUGUUGCGAACUUCAAAGACAGAGACCAGUGGACGGCGAAUGUGCCUAUGUACUCGACAGUUCAUUCUACGAGUAGGGAAGUCGCAUUCGUUGACUACUCAACAGACAUGCCGAGCUAUUGGCGAGCCAACUUGGAAAGCCCUGUUCAAUUCAGUGCGGCUCUUGAGCAUCUUUCAUCUGCUCAUGAAUGUCACUUGGUGGAAAUCGGCCCCCAUCCUGCUCUGAAAGGCCCGAUCCGUCAGGGAGUCUCGAGUCGGCAUCUGCCGUACGCGCACUCCUUGACGCGCAACGAAAGUUCAAGUUUCUCUAUAAAGAAGCUUGCGGGGACACUCUUCAAGUAUGGCUACAAGUUAGACUGGUCCAGCGUCAAUGAUCUUCCAUCCAUCGCCCAAAGAACGACCGACGAAAUCCCGCCAUAUCCAUGGGACUACUCAAACGGGCUGCCGUGGUUUGAAUCCCGGGAAGCCAGCGAAAUCAGAAAUCGCCAAUAUCCUCGCCAUGAGCUUCUAGGCUCGCUCCGGGCCGCUGGAAACGGGAUCGACUAUUGUUGGAGAAACACACUCCGCCUGAAUGAAGUUCCUUGGGUGGCGGACCACAAGGUUGAAGACCAGAUUGUCUUUCCUGCGGCAGGCUAUCUGGCAAUUGCAAUUGAAGCGCUGUCACAGAUCCUGGGGGAUAGUCUGCCACUGACUCCUGAUUUCGAGUUUCAGAAUGUGUCUUUCAAUGCAGCUCUUCUUGUGAAGGAUGAGGGGAGCGGUGCAGACUCUGAGAUGCAUACCAUCAUGGCACCACGACGGCUAUCUGCGAAGCAACUGUCCUCUACCUACUAUGACUUUUCCAUUAGUUCUUGGAAAUCUCAUCACGUCCUUACUCACUGCUCUGGUGGCAUUAGACUGUCAUCGGCUACAUCCAACGAAGGUUCUGUCAAUAUUCGAGACACUGCAGGCUACAGGAUGUGGCCCAUGAAGCGAUGGUAUGAGAAGGCCAGCGAGGAGGGCCUCGUAUUUGGACCUCACAUGCAAUCCGUCGUCGGCUUGCAGACGGAUCGCAGUCGCCUCAGUUCCGAUAGCAUCUGCCACACACAGAUAAAGCCUUUAGCGCUGGCGGCAUCAAGCACGUCCUACCAAAUCCACCCCAUCACGAUCGAUGCCUGCCUGCAAGCCGCCAUUUUGAGUGCUGCUACGGGUACCCCAAGCAAUCUGCGUCCUUAUCUUCCAGUAUUCCUUCCUAAAUGCGUCAUGCGGACAUCGACUUUUGCUGGGCCCAGCUCAGAAGCGUAUAUCCAUGUCCGAUCUCACAAAACUGGCAUCUCCAAUCUCAAAGCAGACUGCACGCUUCGAGAUGCUCAAGGAAAACCGAUGGCUGACUUUAAUGGAAUCAGAUUAUCCCUUUACGAUGGAAAGCUGGUCAAGACUAGUUCCAAUGACUUGCACUUGCAGCGUCAUCCAGUCAUGCGCGUCUUUUGGAAACCAGACGCUGCUCACCUGCAUACAGGCACUCGAGCGCAGCUCGAUGAUUAUAUUGCUAGGUUCUCGGAUGCCCAUGGCCAAGAGUUUCAGUCUCAAAGAUCAGCCUCCAUUGCAGCAUUACUUGAUCUUCUGGGUCAUAAGAAUCCCCGCAUCCGAGUCUUGGAAAUCCAGGAUGAAGCUGUAUCCGAAACUCAGAACCCAUAUCUCCAGCUCUUAGAUGAUGGGACAGCAUAUCCUCGUUACAGUUCAUGGUCCAAGACUGUGAUGGAGGAAUCUAACCGACUACCAAUACUAGGAGAUGAGGUCUUUGAUGUUCUCGUUGACACACGUUUCAAUCCUCAACUCCCAUGGGAUCAGCUCGAAGCUAGUCUCAGUCUAAAUGGAAGUAUUAUCAUACGCAAGUCAGAGGAAGCUUCUGUGAUUUUGGAAGCCAAAGGAUUCACCACGAUUCCGGUCCGAGGGGACGUGAUUCUUGCGACCCGUGCGUUGCCACAAUCAAGUUUAGAGAAAACAGAGGCAGUAAUUUUGACUCGUAAACCUUCCUUGGCCGCACAAAAGCUCGCAGACUCAUUGGAGACCCACCUCCGUAACAAUGGUGCCCAAGCAGUGUCUGUCGUCGAAUUCGAGAGUCUCUCAAACAGCUCAACAAUUACUCGGGAAACACUAGUUAUUUCUUUUCUUGAAUUGGAGAACGAACUUCUUGGUAGCCUGACAGAGGAACACAUGAACCUCCUCCGCACCUUGACAGAUACUGUCAAAAAUCUCCUUUGGGUCACAGGUGCCAACAUGCUAUCAGAACCAAAUCCGGACUUGGCAAUGGCUCCCGGCUUGUCUCGUUCGAUCAUGAUGGAGCAACCGUCGCUAAACUUCAACAUUCUAGAUAUAGGUCCAGUCGAGGGUAUGGGACAGGCUUCGAUAGAAACCACUUGUGACAAUGUGGUGCGAAUCAUGGUCGGGCCCCGGGCUAUUGAUGACAAAGAGUUCAUCCAAGUCAACCGUCUCCUAUACAUCAGCCGUCUAGGGUCUGACUUUUCGACCAACGCCUUGUUCCGCCGUCGGUUGGGGAUGGAGCAAGGGUUCCAAGAGACAACUCUCGAAAAUGCCGGCAUUGCUCGUCUAGAGGUUGGGCAGGCCGGUAUCACUGAUUCACUAUACUUCCAACAGCAUCCAGCCGAGCUUUCAGAGUCACCCCCCAAGGGGUACAUCGACGUCAAGACCCAGGCAGUCAGCCUCAACGCAAAAGAUAUUUAUGCUAUUAGUGGCCGGGUAGAAACUAGAAACGCCACCAAGUCUCUCGAAUAUGUUGGCAUCGUUACGGCAAUUGGUCCCGAAGUUGAACAAGAGAUCGAAGUCGGCUGUCGUGUGUUGGUAUGUGUGCCCAACGAUUGGUCGACCAUCGCCCGUGUGCCAGCUUGGCAGGCUCACAGGCUUCUUCCUGAAGAGGAUGCAAAAGUCAUGGCCACCUUGCCCGUGGCAUGGGGAGCGGCUCUGUAUGCCGUCCGUGAACGAGCCUACUUGCGCGCUGGGGAAACCAUCCUGGUGCAUUCUGGUGCUGGCGCUUUUGGAUCUGCGGUAAUCAGAUUGGCGCAGCAGAUUGGCGCAGAUGUCUACACCACCGUCGGGGCCAGCAAAAGACGAGAGUUUCUAAUCAGGGAAAUGGGUAUUCCCGAGGAUCACAUAUUCUCUUCACGAGAUGAAUCGUUCGAGGAAGACAUCAUGAAAGCAACAAAUGGACGUGGUGUUGACGUUGUCAUCAACUCUCUUGUUGGUGAUCUAAUGCACGCAAGCUGGCGUUGUGUCGGCGAUUUUGGCCGUUUUGUCGAGGUAGGGAAGAAAGAGCUUCUUGACGCGGGCAAACUUGACAUGUCGGUUUUCGCUCGCGGCGUAACUUUCACGGCUUUUGAUACUACGGAGAUGCUGUUUCAUCAUGAUGAUUACUACAGGAAAACAUACAUCAGUUUGAUCAAGGAUAUUCUCUCCAUGUACCGGUCAGGAAAGAUCAAACCUGUUCCCAUCACGGAAUUUGAUGUUGGUGAGAUUUCGCAGGCAUACCGUUUCUUCUCCUCCAAGGACAGAGUAGGCAAAGUCGUCAUCUCACUUGAAAACCCCAACAGCAUUAUCAAGAUUAUGCCUCCCAAAUACACAUCAAAAUUUGCGUCACACAAAUCAUACCUGCUCGUUGGUGCGCUGGGCGGUCUGGGCCGAAGUCUAAGCAGCUGGAUGAGAUCCCAGGGUGCCCGCAAUUUCGUCUUCAUGGCGAGAUCUGGCGCUUCCAAAAAGGAGGCCAAGGAUCAAGUCGACUAUCUAAGACGCUCUGGAGCACGUGUCCAAGUUGUCCAAGGCGACGUCUCAAGCAGUUCGGAUGUCGAAAAGGCUGUCGCUGAGUCCAAAGCACUGGGUCCGAUAGGAGGCGUCGUCCAUGCCGCCAUGGGUCUUCACGAGGAUCUAUUUGGUCGCAUGAGCAAUGAGGGCUGGCACACCAGUGUCCAAUCUAAAUGGCAAGGUGCGUGGAACCUCCACAAUGCCCUUCAGAGCCAGGCUGCGUCCCCUGAUUUCUUCCUCCUCGCCUCUUCCAUGACUGGGACGGUCGGAGUUGCCACGGAGACCAAUUACUGCGCUGCAAAUGCGUUCUUGGAUGCCUUUUCGUAUUGGCGUCGUCGACAGGGUCUCCCUACCGUGUCCAUCGGUCUUGGGAUGGUAUCAGAAGUCGGAUAUUUGCACGAAAAUCCUCAAAUAGAAGCCUUGCUUUUGAGACGAGGCAUCCAGCCUCUGAACGAAGACGAGUUCCUCCAGGUUGUUGAUCUUGGAAUUGGCGAUGCUGGCAGAGAUAUAGGAAACUCCACUGUGACCAACUCCCACAUGCUCACCGGUAUGGAGACAUUGGGUGUUCGUAAGCUGCUCGACAAGGGCUUCGAGGUGACUCACACCGUGAUGGACGAUGAGCGGUCGUCGAUUUUGUCUGCAGCCUUGGAUUUUGAUCGAACUAGAAACACGGGCGACCCAAACAACGUCUCUAGCGGUGCAAGUCUUGGCUGGAUGAAGGGCCUUCCCGAGGUUGCAACCAAGUCUCUCAUGAAGGAAACGAGUGCUUCAUCGCUCAAGGAGGCGCUUAGCCUUGUGAUUGGAAGGAAGUUCUCCAACUUGAUUCUCAUGCCCUUUGAAAAGAUCGACUAUGCACGGUCAUUUGCGCAGCUUGGAGUCGACAGUAUGAUCGCGUCUGAAUUCCGUGCCUGGUUUUGGAACGGUUUCGCUGUUGACAUUCCAUUCUUGGACUUUUUGAGCCCAGACAAGAACUUGGAGGCUGUAGUAUCGUUUGCGGAGGCCACAUUAGCAAAGGAGUCGAAGGGAAAGUUUGGAGAGUAG